AUGUCGUAUAUUUCUCGCCUUGUCACGGGCGGUUCUCCGGUGUUAUGGUGGUGGCAUGGUGGCUGCUGCUUGCUGCGGGGCGUUUCUUUCGACUUGCUUCCCUUAACUGCAGCCAACCACUUAAGCUUCCCGUCUUCCUGCUGCGACGGCGGCAGGUGUUUUUGCUGGCUCUUGUGUCUUUCGCGGCUGUCGGUGCGCCGUUGGCUUUCGCUGCACUCGCUUUUCUCCCUGCUCGGCAGCUGUGGAAAGUCUGAUGACGUCAUUGGUGGUCUUGUCUUCUGGAGCUGUUGCUGUUCGCGUUCCUCUCGGCGCUCCCAUUGUCUUUUCGUGACGACGAAGGGGACCUUGAACUUGUUCUUGCAAAUUCUAUCUGCCGUCGGAUGCGCUCCUCCACAUAGCUUGCAACUUGGCUUGCAUGCCUUCUCGUGGUCCGCGUCGGGGUUGGCCUCCCCGCACGCGAAGCGUACUCUGGUCUCCGGGGUUGGACAUACGUCGAUGCGGUGUCCGACUUUUCCGCAACAUCUACACACUUCAUGA
Ixodes scapularis (black-legged tick) is the source of this 537-nucleotide messenger RNA. RefSeq lists its product as uncharacterized. The record is from RefSeq and is a predicted model, not a curated record. Lineage: Eukaryota; Metazoa; Arthropoda; Arachnida; Ixodida; Ixodidae. The transcript has a single exon. The coding region runs from base 1 to 537 and encodes 178 amino acids.